Macroventuria anomochaeta is the source of this 407-nucleotide messenger RNA. RefSeq lists its product as uncharacterized. The record is from RefSeq and is a predicted model, not a curated record. The coding region runs from base 98 to 313 and encodes 71 amino acids. NCBI's taxonomy places the organism in Eukaryota, Fungi, Ascomycota, Dothideomycetes, Pleosporales, Didymellaceae. The transcript has a single exon.
UACUAAGUAUGCGAACCUGCGGUCGUUUCAAGUACAGGAUCAAUGUGUUCUUGUUCUGUCUCUCCUCUAAAGGUCAAAAGGCUCGACAAUCUACACUAUGAGCAGUCUUCUCUCUUGUGCCCAGGACUUCGGCAAUAGACAGCGCGUCCAUAUAAUCCUGCUUGUUUCCUAUUCUCUGAUCUGUUACAUCUCUGAUCAUCUUCUUCCGGAAGAAAAAUCUUUGUCCUUAUGCGGACAACACGCUGUCUGUCCUCCCCGCCACAAAAUCUUGUGUUACAGAUCUGGUUGCUUGUCACCGUCUCAAAAGUACUAGGUAUCUCCUGCAUGUCCUGCUUGUUCUUUGGCGCUCGAAAAGACUGAAACUCACUUGGCAUGGGAGACUCUUUCCUCUUUCUGAAAGGUCAUGA